Messenger RNA from Anoplophora glabripennis (Asian longhorned beetle), 899 nucleotides. RefSeq names its product leucine-rich repeat-containing protein 15-like. The record is from RefSeq and is a predicted model, not a curated record. Gene Ontology annotation, molecular function: protein binding. NCBI's taxonomy places the organism in Eukaryota, Metazoa, Arthropoda, Insecta, Coleoptera, Cerambycidae. The coding region runs from base 59 to 778 and encodes 239 amino acids. The transcript has a single exon.
ACGAGAUACAGACGCGUUAACUCCUUCGAACUGAGUGUUGUGAUGUGAGUCAGACACUAUGAAUAUGUUUUCUAGAAACACAUUGGUCGCUUCGGUCGGUUUUGUUCUUGUGUUAUUUUCUGCAGCCGAAGAUGUGAAGGUGUUAAAGAAACACACUUACUACAACACCUCCCUAGAUGAAGUGGUUUUAAUGACAGUGAACCUUCAGGAAAUUGAGUUGGAAGCAUUUAAAGACAUCUCUGUAUAUUUCAUACAGAUUUAUGACAAUCCCUUGGAAAAACUGAGAAAGGGUAUUUUCGUCAACGUUUCAAUUCAUGAGAUGAUGUUCUUUGGUAACAACAUAACUACAAUCGAACCUGGUACUUUUCACGGCUUGCAUCCCUUGGAAGAGCGCGGAAUCCUGUUGUUGUCCUUGUCCAACAACAAACUGGGAAAUAUAAAAAAAGGGAUUUUCAACAAUACCAAGUUUAGGAAACUUGAUCUUUCCACUAACAGAAUCAAGUUUAUAGAGCCAGAUUCUUUCGACGGUAUGGUCGAUUUGUUUCAGUUGGACUUGAGCGUUAACUUUCUGGAGAAGAUUGACGUGGGAGUUUUCCAAAAUUUAGCAACCCCUACCGGGUGGGUGCAGUUGUCUCUUGCUAGAAAUAAGAUCAAAUUUAUCGAUCCUUACGCUUUUGAGAAUACAACGCUUUAUACUGUCGAUUUACAGAACAACCAGUUGGGAUCAUUGACUUCACACUACUUUAAAAGAACUAGCAUAGGUAAUUUUGAUGUAUAAAUCUAUAGAGUACAAUGCUAAUAGACUGAAAAAUGGUAGCCUCUUUUUCUUAUUUAAUCCAAGUAAAUGUAAACCAAACUAAAUACUUAUUUAUGUAGUAAUUGUUAUUUUUAAUAAAAAU